GUGCAUUUGAGAGCUGGUUGGUCGCUUGGCGGCGUCCAAAACACCUAUCUACGCUACGAAGCUGCGGGUGAAAUGCACGUUGGUCGGGCAGUGGCUGGGCUGCCUACGGAAAGCUACAAGUUCUCAACACUUCCGCCCCACUUCAAUGUGGAUGACGAAGGUGUUCAGCAAGGUGUCCGCUUUAUGUUCCCUGGACUACCCGAAGGGUUAAAGUUAAUCGCUGAGUAUUGCUUAGCCUCGCUGACUUACCAUCACGCAUACUUGGUACGUGCAAUAUCACCGAAGCAUCCCGUUCUCGAAACGCCACUAUUUCAAGAUCCAGCCCUGCUGUCAUCUCUUGCCGAGCGAGUGCAGUCAGGUGACGGGAGCUCCGAAGCUCGCAUUUGUUCAACUGGCGUGUCGCCACACGUGUCCAUUUUGUGCGAGAUGAAGUGGCUGAAGGAAAACUUGGUCGGUGCCCUCACCAAAAUUGAAGCGACACGGGUGGAUACAGCGAAGGAUAUUAUUGCUGAGCUUGAAAACGAGCGAUUGGUGCGGGAACUGUAA
This is a messenger RNA of Phytophthora sojae, 546 nucleotides long. RefSeq lists its product as hypothetical. NCBI's taxonomy places the organism in Eukaryota, Oomycota, Peronosporomycetes, Peronosporales, Peronosporaceae. The annotation marks the transcript as partial. The transcript has a single exon. The record is from RefSeq and is a predicted model, not a curated record.